CAGGCGGACUGUGCAUACUGGUAGCGAUUCUUUUCUAUUUCUUGCUCUCUCUCUCUCUCUGCAUCUAUAUCUAUAUCUAUCACUAUGCUAUGUAUGUCUAUGUAUAGUGGCUGACAAGCACAGGAUCACUGAUUUCUUCUACAUCUUCGAAGUCUACAACAUCGCCGGCUGGAGCACCGACGGCGGCUCAAGCCUGAACCACGAAGAAAAAGGCUGCGGCGCCCUGACAGGCUGGGAGUGGCACGAGCAUACUGACACCCAAUAUUCGCGCGCCUACUUCAACCUGCCCUUCAUAAUGAAGUCUGGCUGCGUCGAGCGGGCCAUCGUCUCAGCUGGCGGGCCCAAGCUGUCCUGUGAGUUCCAAGACUACGACUUCCUCCUCAAGAAGAAGCGAUCCGCGGCCAUUGACCCCCCGCCGCCGGCGCCGUCAUGGUCGACGCUGCACAGGCGCGACCUCGUCAGCGAGACGCCCAGUUUCCCCAGCGGCUUGUCGACCGCGUCGAGCAACAGCACGCGCCCGGCGACGACGGCGCCCCUGUACACGCCUGAGUCUUGGGGCCCCGGUAACACGGAGACGUUCACGACGACCCUCAACGAGACCUCGAAGUCGACAUAUACGACUGAGAUCGUCCUGGCGACGGGGACGAACUCCACGACGACAGGAUCCAAGACGACCAGUACCCAGACUACCAAUACGACGACGACCAGCACUACUACACCUACUACUACACCUACUCCUACCACUGCACCUACUACCACUACUACUUCUCCUACUACUACUACAUCAGGAGCAGUCGCAACCCCAACCCCCACCCAAGCCGGGAUGGUAAGUAACUGCAAAAAGUUCUACUAUGUUAAGAGCGGGGACGGCUGCCAGGCCAUCGCGACAACGUACGGAAUUACCCUGGACGAACUGUAUACCUGGAAUCCGGCGCUGAAUGGGGAUUGUACGGGGUUGUGGGCGGAUUACUAUAUCUGUGUUGGUGUGUAGGUUGGUAUCUUUAUACAGUAGAAUAUAUCUAUAGCUAUAUCUAUAGCUUGUAAUAGGGAAGCGCCCUGCGAGUAUAUUAGCAUAGCUAGAUAUAUACUAUACUGUAUAUAUAAUAAGAUCCUUAAGGAUAUUUAGUAUUAAUAAGGGCUUUAAUA
Messenger RNA from Paecilomyces variotii, 1146 nucleotides. RefSeq lists its product as hypothetical. The coding region runs from base 296 to 991 and encodes 231 amino acids. Lineage: Eukaryota; Fungi; Ascomycota; Eurotiomycetes; Eurotiales; Thermoascaceae. The record is from RefSeq and is a predicted model, not a curated record. The transcript has a single exon.